GACGAGAUGGAGACGGAGCUGCGAGCGUCGGCGUCGGCCUCCGAGGCUGAGGAGGACACGGGGACAUCCAAAAAGGAGCGGAACCGGAAGCGCCGGAACCGCAAGAAGAAGAAGCGGGGGAGGGGCGGGGCCCGGGAGGGGCCCCCAACCCCGCCCCCCCCCCGGGGGGACCCCGAGCCCCCCGCCGGGGACGCCCCCGAGGUGGAGAUCGAGUACGUGAGCGAGGAGCCCGAGAUCUACGACCCCAACUUCGUCUUCUUCAAGAGGAUCUUCGAGGCCUUCAAGGUGACACUUCGCGGGGGUGGUGGCACCUUUGGGUGCCAGGGUCACCCCUGGGUGCUGAGGGGUCAUUCCUGGGUGCCGAGGGUGACUCCAGUGUCACCCCUGGGUGCUGCUGACCCGUGUCCCCUGUUCUCUGACUCUGUCCCCUCUCCCUGACUCUGUCCCCUCUCCCUG
This is a messenger RNA of Pyrgilauda ruficollis (rufous-necked snowfinch), 456 nucleotides long. Its product is annotated as splicing factor 3B subunit 2-like. Bases 7 to 438 code for a protein of 143 amino acids. The record is from RefSeq and is a predicted model, not a curated record. NCBI's taxonomy places the organism in Eukaryota, Metazoa, Chordata, Aves, Passeriformes, Passeridae. The transcript is spliced from 2 exons.